AACCCCAGAAUACUCGCUCUGGUCACACUGCUCCGCCAAUAGGACUGUGGGGGCGAAAAUAAAAAUAAGAAUAAUCAUGUCAACGCUGCAGCUGGAAUUUUCGCAGGCAAUGACCGACUUCAAGAAGAUGUUCCCGGACAUCGACCGCGAGGUGAUCGAGGCCAUCCUGCGGGCGAACCUGGGGGCCGUGGACCAGACCAUCGACGCCUUGCUGGCCAUGUCGAUUGACAACCAGAACGAGAAACUGCGCAAUGAACUGGAUGCUAAUGUCUCGCCCCAGCAGAGCCUCAUCAACCUGAACGACUCGGACAGAGACCUGCAGCUGGUGGACACCACGGACGGCGGCGGAGCGGGGGCAGUCGGAGCACCUGGAGCACCCGGUACCCUGCUACCGACAGCCGGUGCCUCGCCGAACCACCAGAACACGGGCGCCUCGCCCAAGCAGCGACCGCUGGGAGCGGCCAACAGCAAGGGAAGCAGCCAGAACAACACGCCCACCAAGCGCAGCCGACGCUGGAAUCCGCCCAUCCUGGGUCCCCUGCCUGCGGGCUUCCUGCGAAUCACGCCCGCUCCCGGGCAGCAGGACUUCGAGCUGCCGGACGAACAGUUCGCCCUGAUGCUGCAGAACGAGGAGUUCAUGAAUCAGCUGCGCUGGAAUCAGGACUUCAUGAACGCCCUGGAGAAGGAGCAGAGCGGCAAGGCCAAGGGCGAGGACGACGCACCCUUCCAGGAGCGGCUCAAGAACAUGGGCAAGAUGUCGCGCAAGAAGUUCCUGCAGAUGGCCCGUGUAUUCACCUGGCAGCGCAACAAGAAGGUGACCACGGCCAAGCAGAUAGACUCCUUGCCGCUGCGCGAGGAGCCCAGCGACGACGAGGAUCACCACCACCACCAGCGUGAUCAGCAGCAAGCGAGCCAGGCCAGCCAGCAGCAGGGUCAACUGCAGCUGCGCAAGUGAAGCGGAUCGUUCUGUUAUCUAAUCUCAACGGCCAUAACGUGACGAUCACGUGCGCUAGUAAUCUCCCCAGUCCCAAGUAAUCUCCAGGCAAGAACGAAAUCUCCUAUCCCAAUCUCAACACAAAGAUGCGUUGAUAUUACCCUAGUUUUAACCUUAAGUGCAAUUUUUACCCUACCGUGCAAUAUCCCCCAUAUAUUCCUUGUUUGUAUACGUUUUGUUUACCCUUUCGUUGUUGCCAAAUUAGCGUAGUUAAGUUUUAUGCAUUAUUUGUAAUCGAUACUAAGGCGGCCCCUUUUGAGCCGCGAUUGCUAGAGAGCCACACUCACUCACAUGUUCGACUGAUUAUAAAAAGCGUUAAUUAACAAGCAUCACACCACGAAUCGAAGGCGAGUCCCCCAGUAGAGCACUUUGCUUAGCCCAAAACCUAGUCAUGAAGCGGAACUCGAGCCACUUAUUGUACAGUAAUAGCAACUACCACGUAAUUCAGUCUUAAACUUCACCUUAUACAUUUUAACUGCUGACCGGCGCGUCGCCAGCUUCUGCGAAAAGCAUGAAUUAUGAUUGUAUAUCCCAACCCGCGAAUCUCUCGGAACUUGCAUACCAUAUCAGCUGUGGAUACAAUGCAGUUUUACUACUCCUACGCCCCAACUUAACUCCGAACCGAUCCUAUCGCAGAUCUUACUGUGGAUUAAUAUGCGUGCUAUAAACUAGCCAAAUAUUAUAAUUAUAAAGAUCAGCUAUUUGAUUGUAAUUGUAUAUGUAUAAAUAUUUGAAUAACAACCUUAUAUAACUAUUCCAAGUAUCAAAUACAGAUAUUUCCAAACUUUAAUAAAACUGUGUUGUGUUAUUCAUG
Messenger RNA from Drosophila erecta, 1808 nucleotides. RefSeq names its product CUE domain-containing protein 1. The record is from RefSeq and is a predicted model, not a curated record. The coding region runs from base 77 to 955 and encodes 292 amino acids. Lineage: Eukaryota; Metazoa; Arthropoda; Insecta; Diptera; Drosophilidae. Gene Ontology annotation, molecular function: ubiquitin binding. The transcript is spliced from 2 exons.